CUGCCUGCAGUGUAAAGUAUAUGUUGCACAGCUUCUUGUUUCAACAUGUGGUUCGUGAACAGGAGGAACAGGAGGUGAACAAAGACCACAGAAGAAGACGGAGAGACAAAGUGUGAGAGAGGAGGGGGAAGAGGAAGAGGAGGAGCGUUCACACGGAAACUUCUGCUUUACGAGUUUCAUCAGAGCAGGAAACUGAGAACACAACCACAGAGAGACGAGGCGACGAAGAGGUGAAGAAGAAGAAGACAGGAGGCACACAGCCUGGGGAGGCCAGAGACUACCACAGAGGAAGAGGAGGAGGAGGAAGAGGAGGAGGGUCGUGAUGGAGGAGGACAUCAGGAAGCAGGGGAUGUUGUUCCUGCAGCAGCAGAGGUUCGGAAAGAAGUGGAAGCGUAUGUGGUGUGUUCUGUUCAGAGAAAGCUCCUGUUCGAUCUCCAGACUGGAGUUCUUCGAGUGUAAAGACGGAGGGAGUGUGGAGAAGAGCGACAAGACUUUACGCAAACAGCAGGAACACAAGAAGAUGAUCCGUAUGUCUGACUGUAUCCGGGUCUCGGAGGUGGAGGUGGACGGAUGUCCUCGAGACACCGGACCGUUCCUGAUCGAGACCACGGAGAAGAUCUAUGUGUUCGCAUCGGAGAGGCUGCAGCUGGAGGACUGGACUCACAAACUGUGUGAGAUCGCCUUCCCUAUGAGUUGGCCGGAGGGUGUGAAGAGAGGCAGUCUGCAGAGAGGAAGUCGGGUGGAGGAGGAAGUGAUGGAGGACAACUCUUUGUACAGCGGCAGACACACAGUGAGGGACUUCAGAGUGUGUGUGCGCAGGACGGAGGCCUCAGAUCGCUGUCGGCUCAGAGGAGAUCGGUUCCUCCGGGCCGAUGAAGACGCUCUGCUCCUAUUGGACAAGAGCGGAGCUCCGCUCUACAGCUGGCCAUACAGAUACCUGAGACGCUUCGGGAGAGACAAGUCCAGCUUCUCGUUCGAGGCGGGGCGGCGCUGCGACUCUGGAGAGGGGAACUUUGAGUUCGACACCAGGGAGGGGAACUUCCUGUUCCAGGCGGUGGAAGCGGCCAUCAACCUGCAGAGGAUGCCCCACCCCCAGAGACAGUCCUCCGGGGGGGGCGGGUCCCCAGAGACCCCCCGGGACCUGAACCCCCCCCUCGUCCGGACCCCCCCGCUGCGUCAGGGCCGGAAACAUAUCCCACAAUGCCCUGCUGCUCAGGAGGACGGUGUGUACAGCCUGGUGAAUGAAGCUCCUCCGCUGCAGGCGUUUCAUCUAAAAGACAAAGAGAGCCUCACAGCUGCACAACAACCAGCACAGCUGUGUCGUCUGGAGCCCCCUGUGGAUAAGACUCUGACGGCAGUAAAGAGUCUGUCUCUGGACCCCCGCGGGCCACCGGGGCCCCGGAAGAACCUGAAGAUGAUCUCCAGCUGCCCGCUGCCCGACGCCGCCCCACCCCCGGACCAGACCUACUCUCAGGUAGCGCUGCCGGCGGACCACGGCCCCCGCAGCGCCCCCCCCAAGGACCCGGAGUAUUCCCUCCCCUUUGACUCCCUUGCUCCUCCCCCCCUCUCCUCUCCUGUGAUUGGUCCUCCCCCCGAACAUGACCCUCUCUACGACAGCAUCGACGAGAUGAAGAUCAGGAACGUCUUCCUCAGCGCCGCCGCCAUCGAUCACAUCUACGACGAGCCCGAAGGCCGCGCCCCCCCCUUGCAGAAACCCACCCCCCUCUCCCUGUACGAUGAGCCUGAGGAGGUGCGGGGGGACGCCUGGAGGGUCAUGGGAACCCCCGCUGACCCCAAAGGUCACGAGUUCCCCUACAACCCCCGCGUGGACGACUACGCCGUGCCCAAACGACCUCAGAGAGCACUUCCUGUCGGCACCAACGAAGAAGAAGAAGAAGAAAAAGAAAAUUGGAAGGGGGAGGAGCCAAGAGAGGAGGCGGAGGGGGAGGAGGGGCAACAUGUGGAAGAGGAGGAGGAGCCAAACAACGAGGAAGAGGAGGAGCCAUACUCUCCGUACAACAAUGUGAUGAUGAAACAGCUGUGAGCCGAUCAAACUGAGACCCACAACAACAACAACAACAACAACAACAACAAACAGACACGGAGGGAACAUUUAAACAUUGAAUCUCCAGAUCAGCGAGAUAUUUAUGAGAAACUGGAAGUAAUUGAUCUCCGUUAUAUUUAAAAUGAUAAAUGACACGUCUUGUUGUUUCUCAGCGUUCUUACAAAACUAUUCUAAAUGUUUAUUUAUCAUUUAUUCAAAAAUAAAUAGUAAUAAACAUUUAGAAAAGUUUCACAAAAGAAUCAGCAUCAGUAUUUAUUCAUGGGGGCUGCGUGACCCCCUGUAGUUCUACAGUGCAUGUCAACGGUCUGCAGAGGCGAAAAUCACAAAGUUCGGAACAGAGUGACAUCACUAUGUAACACUCGUGCUCCUAUUGGCUAGCGCUCCAACACAUUGUCUGUACUUUAAAGAGUCCCUGUUUCCUCUGAACUUUAAAGAGUCCCUGUUUCCUCUGAGCUUUAAAGAGUCCCUGUUUCCUCUGAGCUUUAAAGAGUCCCCGUUUCCUCUGAGCUUUAAAGAGUCCCUGUUUCCUCUGAGCUUUAAA
Gymnodraco acuticeps is the source of this 2606-nucleotide messenger RNA. RefSeq names its product docking protein 2-like. Lineage: Eukaryota; Metazoa; Chordata; Actinopteri; Perciformes; Bathydraconidae. The transcript has 9 exons. Gene Ontology annotation, biological process: cell surface receptor protein tyrosine kinase signaling pathway; positive regulation of MAPK cascade. Gene Ontology annotation, cellular component: cytoplasm. The record is from RefSeq and is a predicted model, not a curated record. The coding region runs from base 323 to 2044 and encodes 573 amino acids.